GAAUAAAAAAUUAAAAAAAUGGCUCUAACUCUUCGUUCUUCAAUUUCUUUCGUUAAUUUGAAAGAAACCAAAGUCCUAAAAGCUUUUGACGACGUUUCUGCCAAAGUUUUCUUUCCAAAAAUUAAGCCAUCUUUACGUCUCCGAGUAAAGAGUUGUAUGCAAGAAGCACAUCUCACACGGGACAACAACUUCAACGACUCAGAAGUAUCGAGAAACGAGAAAUGGGAGAAGGUUCAUGUGCCAUCUGUUGCUCAUAACCACAAUGAUUCGAUGAGGGUACCCGUGUUUGUGAUGCUGCCAUUAGACACGGUAACAAUGGGAGGGAAUUUGAAUAAGCCAAGAGCAAUGAAUGCUAGUUUGAUGGCCCUGAAGAGUGCAGGAGUUGAAGGAGUAAUGGUAGAUGUUUGGUGGGGUUUGGUGGAAAAAGAGGGGCCUUUGAAGUAUAACUGGGAAGCCUAUGCUGAGCUUGUGCAGAUGGUACAAAAGCAUGGCUUGAAGCUUCAGGUCGUUAUGUCUUUCCAUCAAUGUGGAGGAAAUGUUGGAGACUCCUGCAGCAUUCCUCUACCCCGAUGGGUGCUGGAAGAAAUCAGCAAGAACCCUGACCUGGUUUACACAGACAGAUCAGGGAGGAGGAAUCCUGAAUACAUCUCAUUGGGUUGUGAUUCAAUGCCUGUUCUAAGAGGAAGAACGCCUCUUCAGGUGUACUCUGAUUACAUGAGGAGCUUCCGUGACAGAUUCAGAGAUUAUUUGGGCAGUGUUGUCAUAGAAAUUCAAGUGGGGAUGGGUCCUUGUGGAGAGCUGAGAUAUCCAUCUUAUCCAGAAAGCAAUGGAACUUGGAGGUUUCCUGGAAUUGGAGAAUUCCAGUGCUAUGACAAGUACAUGAGAGCUUCCUUGGAAGCUUCAGCUGAGGCCAUUGGGAAGAGAGACUGGGGAAGAAGUGGACCCCAUGACUCAGGCCAGUACAAUCAAUUUCCUGAGGAUACUGGAUUUUUCAAAAGGGAAGGAACAUGGAAUUCUGAAUAUGGACAAUUCUUCCUGGAUUGGUACUCCACUAAACUUCUUGAACAUGGUGAGAGGAUCCUUGUAUCUGCCAAAGGCAUAUUCCAAACAUCUGGGGUUAAACUAUCUGCUAAAGUAGCUGGAAUCCAUUGGCAUUACAAGGCAAGAUCACAUGCAGCUGAACUAACUGCUGGCUACUAUAACACACGGUUUCGUGAUGGAUAUUUACCAAUAGCCCAAAUGAUGGCAAAACAUGGAGUUGUCUUCAAUUUCACUUGCAUGGAAAUGAAAGACAGAGAACAACCUGAACAUGCUAAUUGCUCACCAGAAGGAUUGGUUCAUCAAGUAAAGAUUGCAACCAAUACAGCAGGAGCAGAACUUGCAGGGGAAAAUGCAUUGGAGAGAUAUGAUUCAGAUGCAUAUGCUCAAGUUUUAACAACAAGUAGGUCACAAUCUGGUUGUGGAUUGACUGCAUUUACUUAUCUAAGAAUGAAUAAGAGGUUGUUUGAGGGUGAUAAUUGGAGGCACUUAGUGGAAUUUGUAAAAAGCAUGUCUGAAGGUGGUAGGAGACAAAGGAUCCCAGACUCUGAUUCUUAUGGGACUGAUCUUUAUGUUGGCCACAUCAAAGAAAUUCAGAAGAAGCAAGCUCAAGAAGUUGCUCUUGUGUGAACAUAGAAAGCAUCAUGUUUAGUGGUCAUUGUAUAGUAUAGUUAAAAGGAUCAUAAUUUUUAUGGAAAAAUUGAAGUAGCUAGAAUUAUGUAGGUAUACGCAAUAAAAAUGGCAUAUUCCAUGCCAAAAACCUGAGAUGAUCAUGAAAGCAUUAUUUUAUUUCAUGUUAAUUUAUGU
Molecule: messenger RNA, 1845 nt
Organism: Gastrolobium bilobum
Lineage: Eukaryota; Viridiplantae; Streptophyta; Magnoliopsida; Fabales; Fabaceae
Product: beta-amylase 3, chloroplastic-like
Exons: 4
Coding region: 19-1668 (549 amino acids)
Biological process (GO): polysaccharide catabolic process
Molecular function (GO): beta-amylase activity
Source: RefSeq, a predicted model, not a curated record